AUGGGCCACGCGCUCUGCGCCUGCGCGCGGGGCAGCCUCAGCAUCGAGGGGCAGCGCUACCUGCUGCUGCAGCGCCUGGGGGAGGGGGGCUUCAGCUACGUGGACUUGGUGGAGGGGCUGCAGGACGGCCGUUUCUAUGCCCUGAAGCGCAUCCUGUGCCAUGACAAGGAGGACCGGCAGGAAGCCCUGCACGAGGUGGAGAUGCACGGCCUCUUCGAGCACCCCAACAUCCUGCGGCUCGAGGCGCACUGCAUGGUGGAGAAGGGGCCCAAGCACGAGGCCUGGCUGCUGCUGCCCUUUCUCAGGAGAGGGACCCUGUGGAGCGAGGUGGAAGCUCUGCGAGACAAAGGCACCUUCCUGCCUGAGGAGCGGAUUGUCCCCAUUCUCCUUGGCAUCUGCCGGGGGCUGCAGGCCAUUCAUGCCAAGGGCUAUGCGCACAGAGACCUGAAGCCCACCAAUGUGCUGCUGGAUGACGAGGAGCAGCCAGUGCUGAUGGACCUGGGCUCCAUGAACCGGGCCCGCAUCGAGGUCAAGAGCUCCCGGGAGGCCAUGGCUUUGCAGGACUGGGCGGCUCAGCGCUGCACCAUCUCCUACCGGGCACCUGAGCUCUUCACGGUGGAGAGUCACUGCGUUAUCGACGAGCGAACAGACAUCUGGUCCCUAGGCUGCGUGCUGUACUGCAUGAUGUUCGGCGAGGGCCCCUAUGACCUCAUCUUCCAGAAGGGUGACAGCGUGGCUCUGGCAGUGCAGAACCAGAUCCGUGUGCCCGCCAACGGCAGGUAUUCCGCUGCCCUGGAGUGCCUGCUCUCCUCCAUGAUGGUGGUGAACCCUCAGGACCGGCCCCACGUCUCCCACAUACUUGACCAGCUGGAGGGGCUGCAGCCAGCACCAAGUGGCCAGGACACCACCCGGAUCUGA
Molecule: messenger RNA, 918 nt
Organism: Emys orbicularis (European pond turtle)
Lineage: Eukaryota; Metazoa; Chordata; Testudines; Emydidae
Gene: STK16
Product: serine/threonine kinase 16
Exons: 7
Coding region: 1-918 (305 amino acids)
Biological process (GO): protein phosphorylation
Cellular component (GO): Golgi apparatus; cytoplasm
Molecular function (GO): protein serine/threonine kinase activity; ATP binding
Source: RefSeq, a predicted model, not a curated record